This is a messenger RNA of Adineta steineri, 585 nucleotides long. The record is from the annotation of a GenBank genome assembly. NCBI's taxonomy places the organism in Eukaryota, Metazoa, Rotifera, Eurotatoria, Adinetida, Adinetidae.
AUGGGUUCUGGAUUUUAUCCAUCAUCGCAACCACAAUUAUCUAAUGAUCUUCUUGAAAAUGUUCAAAGUACACUAGUUGCCGUCAAUUAUAAAUUAGCAUUCACGGCUACUACUGCAUCUGUGUCCGAUAAGCCAUCCACUCGUGUUCAGUGGAUGUGGAAAUCGAAUGCAAACCCAUUUUCAAAGUCACAAAAAGUCGAAUGGCAUUGUUAUUCAGAUGUCGAAAAUAUGAUUAUUGAGAAAGCAUUCACAGCUAAUGAAAGUCAUGCUAUGUUGGACGAAUAUCAUAUUGAUUUUAAACACAAUCUUCAAAUCUCAAACAAUGAUACUGGCAAACAGCGACCCGUUAAACGAGUAAUGUGGGAUAAAGACGACGAAGUUUUGCGAGAAGAAAGAUUUCUUCCCAAUCCUGUCGCCCCUGAUCUUCCGUUUGGUGGCCAAUACGAAAAACAAGAGCUUGCUUGUAACGGUCGUCGUUGUGCUACUUGUGGAGAAUGUCGUGAUUGGUACUUUACUGGUGAUUUAGAAAGUUGGAAAUGGAUCCGCAGUGUGAAAGAUUGGGGUGGGGAUAAUGCGGCUCGUUGA